AUAUAAAUUUCCUGAAUGGCAAUAGUGAUUUGUUUACAUUUUUCGUAGCGACCGUAGUUCGUUGAUAUGUUUGUGAAAAUUUUCAAAUCGCAUUAAUUUCAAAAUGAUUGGGACUCCAAGCAAAGAUGAUAUGGAAGUGGAGAUUGUAGAGGAAAGUGAUAUUGAUGAGAUAAUGAGAAAUAGCAUAUUAGACUGCGUAGCUGAAAGUGAUGGGUUUUUUAAAAGCCAGCAAGUAGGUGAGAUAGAUUUGACUAUUGCAGAAAAACGAGAGAUAGCAAGCAAUCUCUUGGGUAGAAAUGUGCCUCUUUUUUUGCAACGUUAUUGGAAGUACAUAAAGCUGCAAGAUAUACCUUUUUUCGAUUGCCAUCAGGCAGAUUACGAAGUUAAUUUUUACUUAACUGAAAUUCGUAAAAAUCACAACUGUAGGUCAAGUAAAGUGCGAGUAAGAAACAGAAGGUACGAAGCUUUGAAAAAAAUGGUCGAAGAGGGAAAAUAUUUUAGUGAUGCUGAAAUGAGAAAAAGAAGUCCAUUUCUGUAUGACCAAUUAAUUGGUCAGCAUCUUACUGAAAACGAAAGAAUUUCUGCAUAUAAAGAACAGCACAAAGAUCAAAAGUUUUCCAGUUUUCUUAUGGAUCAAUUAGAAAGGAAUCAAGAGAAUUACUUAUUUGAAUGUCAAAAAGAUGAAGAUGAAGCAAUAGUUGAAGAAGAAGAUGAUGAUACAGAAGAAGAAUCUGAAUUGGAAGAUGAUAUUCCUACAAACAGAACUGUCACAGAACAAGAAAAAACACUGCUACGUAAUGAAUUUACAAAUAUUAUGUAUGAAAAUUUUCUUGCUGGAAAAGAUGAAGACUUUGAUUACAGUUUGGUAGAUAAUAAUGUGGAAUACGAUUCGGUACACCAAAGGAAUCUAGAUGAAGAGGAGAAGUACUUUGAUGAAGAUACAUCUGAAAAUACAGACUGAAUUUUAAUCUGUGUAAAUAGACUUUUUGUAUAAUAGUCUUAUUCAGUUCCAUCUAAUCUUCUUUUUAAUAAUAUGGAAAUUAACUUCUGUAUAUGUAUGUACAUAUAUUUAUUAUAAAUUAUAUAAUUUACUGUUUCU
Stegodyphus dumicola is the source of this 1099-nucleotide messenger RNA. Its product is annotated as coiled-coil domain-containing protein 97. NCBI's taxonomy places the organism in Eukaryota, Metazoa, Arthropoda, Arachnida, Araneae, Eresidae. The record is from RefSeq and is a predicted model, not a curated record.